Messenger RNA from Drechmeria coniospora, 1098 nucleotides. RefSeq lists its product as uncharacterized. The transcript has 2 exons. Gene Ontology annotation, molecular function: oxidoreductase activity, acting on the CH-OH group of donors, NAD or NADP as acceptor. The coding region runs from base 1 to 1098 and encodes 365 amino acids. The record is from RefSeq and is a predicted model, not a curated record. NCBI's taxonomy places the organism in Eukaryota, Fungi, Ascomycota, Sordariomycetes, Hypocreales, Ophiocordycipitaceae.
AUGGUGGCCGCACGACCCACCUCGGCCAGCUAUCCUCAUCCGCCGCAGCGCGACUCCUGGUUCGCGCCGCUGUCCAUUGACCUCAUCGUCAAGGUUCUCAAGGUCACGCUGCUGCACCCAUUCGUAUGCUGCCUGAUCCCACUCUGCCUGCGGGCGCGGACGGUGAAGUGGGAUGCGCCGCCGAUGGUCGCCGCCUUUGCCUGGGCCGCCUUCGUCUCCCUCUGCUGGUUGGGGCAGGCGGUGAAUGAAUGUGUCGCUCACGGUCGGCCUCGUGAGGUGGACCUGAGCGAGGAGGUCAUCGUCGUCACCGGCGGAGCCAGUGGGCUCGGUCUGCUCGUUGCCGAGGUGUACGGCAUCCGCGGCGCAACGGUGGCGGUGCUGGACGUCAAUGAUAUGGAGAAUGGCGAGGCGCGGGGCGUGACCUUCUUUCGCUGCGACGUGGGCGACAGGGAGCAGGUCGCAAACGUCGCCGCCAAGAUCGAGCGCGAGCUCGGCACGCCGACCGUCCUCGUCAACAACGCAGCCAUCGUCGUCGGCAAGUCCUUCCUCCACCUCACCCUCGACGACAUCGACGCCAGCCUCGGCACGAACCUCCUUGGCCCCUUCUAUUGCCUCAAGGCCUUUCUGCCGGCCAUGAUUCGCUCUGGCCGCGGCGGAACAGUCGUCAACAUCUCAUCCGUCAUCGGCCACCUCGGCGCCGCACGGCUAACCGACUAUGCUGCCGCCAAGGCCGGCAUCACGGCCCUGCACCGCUCGCUGUCGGCCGAGCUGCGCGAAUCCCACCCCGAGAUACGCACCGUUCUCGUCACGCCAGGCCAGCUGAGCACCCCGCUCUUCUACGGCGUCCAAACGCCCAGCAGCUUCUUCGCCCCUGUCGUUGAGCCUAUCGAGGUGGCCAAGGAGAUCAUAGCUGCCAUCGACACCGGUGCGGGCGCGACGACGGCCAUGCCAUUCUACGCCCGCUGGGUGGACUGGUACAACGUGCUUCCAGCGGGCAUCCAGCGUCUCGCACGGCACAUCUCGGGCAUCGACUGCGGCAUGAGCACGUUCGUCGGGAGGAGCGGGAGGGAAGGCGGCGCCAACCGAAAGGACCUUUGA